AUGAAAAACGACUACAAAAACUCGAUUGAGAUGGAGUCCAUCGCGGGGUCCGUCUCGGAGGAGUCUAUACCCGAAUCUUCUCUACCACCCUACACAGAGUUCGACAAGCCAGCUGAGCCAUGUUCAGUCUUCAAGUUCACAAUAAAGAGCGAUCUUCCAUACAUCUUUGUUGGAAUUGUGUGCUGUGCGCUAGAGGCUGGUGUGGGACCGCUACAGACAGUGCUUAUGGGCAAGAUUUUCGACACCUUAGCUAAGCAUAUGAAGGGAACUCUGGAGAACAAGUUCAUGGCAGAGAUUGGAAAAUACUGUGGCAUGUCGUUGGGUCUGGUAUUUCUGGGUUUUUGCACCGACUUCUUUUCCAACAUUGCCUUCAUAUAUUACGGAGACAGGCAGCUGCUGCGACUCUCCCGCAAGAUCAAAGAUACAUUUGUCAAGUACAAGUCCAUGGCCUGGUACGACCACAACCAGGGAGUACAGGGCAGCCUCAAUGUUGCCUUUCGAAAUAUUGAAGAUAUUCAGGGGGCCUGUUGCUCUGCUAUCGCCUUCGCUAUCAAGGACGUACUCACUAUCGCCAUCUCUAUGGGAGUUGCUAUGUACCAUUCGUGGAGUUUGACAUUGGUGAUCAUGGCAGGUUUACCUAUAAUUGUUCUGGUAGCUAUGGGAGUGGCACCUCGUCUUCAGAGACACUUCAGAGACUACAAGGGGGUUAUCACUGACGCUUCCGUCAUGAUUGACUGGUCUAUGUCCGGCCUACAACAUGUCAAGCUCUCCAACGGCGAGAAGAAACAAAUGUCGAUUCUUCAGUAUCAGAUGCAUCUUGCUACCAUAUGCUACAUGAAGUUCACAACAUGGUCUGCUGCUCAGCAGGCGUUCAUGCAGGUACUUGCACUGAUCAUGUUCGUCCAGGGUUUCUGGUUUGGGGCCAAGCAGGUUCAAAUCGGAAACUUGACUGCUGGAGCGGUCAUGACCUGUUUCUUUUCGGCAAUGGCUGUCACGUCCCAUAUUGCUUCCAUCACCGGACAGAUGAUGUCGAUCAUGAAAGCCAUGGUAUCUGCAGGACUCGUCAACCAGCUCAUCAACAGCGCCAAGCCCAGCAAGGUAGAUGUUAGACAAUAUCCUGAGAAGUGCGAUGGAAACAUCAUUUUCAACGGUGUCACUUUUGCCUACCCUACUCGUCCUGGUGUUCCUGUUCUCAAAAACGUCAAGCUGGAGUUCAAACAGGGCCAGACUACGUUUGUGGUUGGUCAGAGCGGUUCCGGCAAAUCGACUAUCUCCAACCUUCUCCUUCAAGUUUAUGACAGCUACGACGGAGAGAUACGAGUGGACGGAUUUGAAACUAGAGGUGUUUCUACCCGUUGGCUGUAUGAGAGCAUCAAUGUUGUUAGACAAUCCACAGCUCUGUUUGAAACUUCCAUCCGAGAAAACAUCCAGCUGGGAAGAGGCGCAGAAUGGAAGUCUGCUACUGAACACGACAUCGACAAGGCUUGUCAGUUUGCUCUAUUGUCAUCUACGAUAUGUGAUCUCCCCCUUGGACUGGACACCAAAACCACUAAUCUGUCCGGAGGUCAACGCCAGCGAGUUGCUUUGGCUCGUGCCUACGUCAGAAACUCGCCCGUUCUCAUCAUGGACGAGUCUUUGUCUGCUCUCGAUAUCGUAUUUAGAGAACUCAUGGUUGAGGCUAUUCGCAAAUGGCGAAAGAACAAGACCACCAUUGUUGUCACCCACGAGUUGUCUCAGAUUCAGUCUGGGGACUAUGUCUAUCUUAUGAGAGACGGUGAGGUUGUUCAAAGCGGUCUGCGAAAAGAUAUCGAGAAUGUGGGCUAUUUCAAGGAGCUCAGAGAACAAGGACAGACCAAGGAGGCAGAUAAGGAGGCUCCACCAGUCAACGAGAUUGGUGACUUUGACCAAAACAUGAUCAGAAAUACCUACAUUCCCAUGAAAACCACAAGAGGAGUGCGGAAGUGGGUUGAUGUGAAACCCCCACCUCAGAGAGAUGUUCUAGAUCGGAAACGAAAACCUGUGGGCUACUUUGAGUUCUCUAAGCUAGUGCUCAAAACAAUCCCCAACAAGCCCUUGUUCUACUCCGGUCUGCUUCUCUCGUUUCUUCUAGGUGCUGCCAAUCCUGCGUUCGGAUGGACCAUUUCGCAGGUGAUUUCUCAAAUCAUGCCCAACGGAGAGAGCGACUCUUCUCUUAACAAAACACUGGUAAAAUGGAGUCUGAUAGUUAUUGGUAUUGCUUUGUUGCAGGGUGCGCUGGCUUUCUUACACACGUAUACUCUAGAACGAGCUGCCAAUGGAUGGGCUGUGUUUUUGCGAAAGUCGAGUUUCAAGACCGUUGUGACUCGAGAAAUGAGCUGGUUCUCCAGAGCUGUGGACUCAGAUCACGAUACGCCCGAUAUAGGGCCCUUCCACUUUGACAGAAACUCCUCAGGUAUCACCGAGCUGAUUAUCAACGAGACCGAAGAAUUACGGUCGGCUGUGACCACCUUCUUUUCAGCGGUCAUUAGUAUUUUCACCAUAUGCGUCGUUGGUUUCAUCUGGUCGCUGGUUCAGGGCUGGAAAUUGACGCUUGUGUCCUUCUCCAUCUUCCCAGGCUUCCUUCUUACCUCUCAGCUCUAUGCCUACGUUUCCUCCGUCUGGGAAAUGGGUCUUAGAGAGCGUAUUGUGCGUGUCCAGAGUCUCAUCCAUGAGUGUGUUACUGGAGUGUCUGAGGUGAGAAUCCUUAACCUGGAGAAUUAUUUCGAGCACAAAUACAUCAAGCUGGAAGAUGCCGUUUUGAAGUACGCCAAAAUGAGAGCGUUUUUGGUGUCUAUCACCUAUGCAUCCCAUCAGAUGUUCACUCCUCUGCUUCAGGUUAUCAUUCUCUGGGUUGGUAUGAAGCUGAUCAACGACGGAGAGUACACCAUGGAGAAGCUAAUGGGAGUGAUGGUGAUUCUCAUUCAAGCCAUGACUACCGCCGCGGGUGCUCUAGAGACCAUUCCUCAAAUGUCUAAGGGCAUGAACGUCACCAAGACACUGUUUGCUCUGAUGGACGAGGGUCGUGCAGAGACUUCUGAGGAUGGAGGAACCGAAUGUCCUGACCUACAUGGAGAGAUCGUCUUCAGAGGCGUGGACUUUUCCUACCAAUCUCGAAAGGAAGCUCCUGUUCUCAACAACUUCUCAAUGAAGGUCGCCAGUCAAGAGGCAGUCGUUAUUGUUGGCCCUUCGGGUUCUGGAAAGAGUACCAUCACCAAUCUGUUGACGAAACUGUACCCUUACAGACGAGGUAUUGUCUCAAUUGGAAGACAUGACAUUCGUGACAUUGACACUGCUUACCUUCGACAGCGAUUAGCUGUUGUCACCCAGUCUGCUGCGUUCUAUAACGGAUCCAUCACCUCAAACCUGACAUAUGGUUGUGCUGCUGACCCUGAGGAGAUAGAGCGGGUCUGCAAGCUUGUUGGUAUCCACGACUUUAUCAUGUCCUUGUCUGAUGGUUACAACACAGUCAUUGGCAACGAGACUGGUUCGGGAACAGCUCUUCUCUCUGGAGGUCAGUCUCAGCGACUGUCUAUUGCUAGAGCUCUUCUUCGUAAACCUCAGAUUUUAAUUCUGGACGAGUGUACUUCUGCCCUGGAUAAUGCCUCGGCUAAGGUGGUUCAUGAGCUCAUUCUCAAGCUGAAGAAAAUGCGAAAGGUGACCAUGAUUGUCAUCACACAUUCUCAUGAGCUCAUGAAGCUUGGAGAUCGUGUACUGGUGUUGGGAGCUCAUGGAGAGGGGGUGGUUGAGCAGGGUCCUUACAAGGAACUGAUAAGCCAUAGGGGACCCCUUUACACUCUGGUGAAUGGUGGUAUUUGUCAUUGA
Messenger RNA from Yarrowia lipolytica CLIB122, 3840 nucleotides. RefSeq lists its product as uncharacterized. Gene Ontology annotation, molecular function: ATP hydrolysis activity; ABC-type oligopeptide transporter activity; ATP binding. Gene Ontology annotation, biological process: transmembrane transport. Gene Ontology annotation, cellular component: membrane. The record is from RefSeq and is a predicted model, not a curated record. NCBI's taxonomy places the organism in Eukaryota, Fungi, Ascomycota, Dipodascomycetes, Dipodascales.